Penicillium crustosum is the source of this 693-nucleotide messenger RNA. Its product is annotated as Short-chain dehydrogenase/reductase SDR. NCBI's taxonomy places the organism in Eukaryota, Fungi, Ascomycota, Eurotiomycetes, Eurotiales, Aspergillaceae. The coding region runs from base 1 to 693 and encodes 230 amino acids. The record is from RefSeq and is a predicted model, not a curated record. The transcript has 2 exons.
AUGUCUACGCACCCUGUGAUCCUCAUUCUCGGCUCCGGGCCCAGAGUCGGUGCCGCGGUAGCUAAACAGUUUGCCAGCACCGGUUACUCUGUAGCUGUCGCUUCCAGAAGUGCCUCAACCGGGAAAACCACCGAGGGCUAUCUGUCCAUCAAGGCAGACCUCUCCAACCCUUCAUCAAUCUCGGCAGUCUUUGAGGCAGUUAAGGCUGAGUUUCAAAGCCCGCCUAGUGUCGUGGUAUACAACGCCGCAGCCCUGACACCACCCGCAGACGAUUCCCUCUUCUCCAUCCCAGCAGAUAGCGUUGCUGCUGAUCUCAAUGUCAACACCGUGUCUGCCUAUGCGGCCGCCCAAGAGGCUGUGAAGGGGUGGGAAAGUCUCCCACAGGACACGAAGAAGCUGUUCAUCUUCACGGGCAAUAUGCUAAACAAGGCCGUCAUUCCGAUGCCCAUGAUGCUGAACUUGGGGAUUGGUAAAUCCGCCUCUGCGUAUUGGAUUGGCACGGCGGAUAUACUUUACUCUGGUCAUGGCUACCGCUUUAUCUAUGCCGAUGAGCGCAAUGCCGAUGGUAGCAUGAAGGGCAUGAGCCUUGAUGGCGAGGCACACGCCCAAUUCUUCGCCGAUAUCGCCAGCGGAAAGGAAGAAGUGCCGUGGCAUGCAACUUUUGUCAAAGGAAAGGGCUAUGUCACGUUCUAA